UCUAACCUCUAUAUUUCACGCGAAUAUUUGGUAAACAUACACAUGUGAGCUGUUAAUAGAAAAAUAAUAAAUAAAACAAUGGCUCAACUACAUAUAGACGAAGUUUAUCCAAAAGAGAGCGUAUACCCAAUGGUUGUGAGCUUUCAAAAUGGUUACAUAACACAAAAAUUCAAGACAAGUGAAUGCGUUUUACUAGAAGACGAAAAAAGUGGAAAGAAGACUGUGGCAACGGAGUUAUGCGACUUAAUAUACAGCGGAGAAGAAGAACAAGAAGAUUUAGGGCGAACUUUGAUACUGGCACGGGACAAAACAACGGGAAAAGUGCGUUUAAUAGAAGUUGGUACUGUCGAGUUGAAACCGUGCUUACAAUCAAAUUUAGACACUACGGAAGUGAUGGAAAAUAGUUAUUUAGAGCUCAGUAGGAAGUUCGGAUCGAAAAAGCAUAAACAGAUAAUGGAACAACGUGAAAAAUUGAAGGUUAAUGUUGACACUGUAACCGAACAAAUGCAUAAUGUCACUGCAAGCAUUACUGAAGACCAGCUAGACUUAUCUUCUUACAAUAAAAACGAUUCUGAUGAGUUCUACAUACCCCCUAUGAACCGAGGAGCUACUAAAGUCGAAGAAGUAUAUGAUAUUGACACUAUAUUAACUCCAGAACAGCGAGAAAAGAUCUUUAGCGAAAUACAAGGAACAAAGUAUUUAAGCGAGUUAAAUCCUUUUUUGAAAUCUAUGGCAACUAAAGAUCUAUUGGAAAAACAAUCUGUUUUACUCGUAUAUGCUCAAACGCUACUACAAUUAUACGCAACACUAAUGAAAGAUAUAAACCGUAAGAACUUUGCAGCAUGUCCAUACUCUGUGACUCUAAAUGACAUUGUGCUGAAAAAUUUCUUAAGUAAUGUUAACGGUAAACGAGGACGUUCACCACAGUAUAAGGACAAGUCAUUAUGUCACGCGUUAGUUUUUAUUUUAUUGUUGAAUAAUUAUAAGUUUAAUUUCGAUGAAUUGUGUCAGGAGUUGAAGUUGACUCAGCGGACUGUGGCGUCUAAGGUUGCGUUGACUGGUGCGACGCUGGUAACGAUUGGAGCGAAGAAGAUUGCUCAUUUAAAGUUACCGUUAAGUAGACCAGCAAUGAGAAGGAAAAGUACUAAGUUUUAAAUAUAGGUUUGACCUUGUA
Molecule: messenger RNA, 1174 nt
Organism: Spodoptera litura
Lineage: Eukaryota; Metazoa; Arthropoda; Insecta; Lepidoptera; Noctuidae
Product: RNA polymerase I subunit E
Biological process (GO): DNA-templated transcription
Molecular function (GO): DNA binding
Source: RefSeq, a predicted model, not a curated record